AUGAGGCUCCUAUCUGGUGCAGCACGAGCCGUCGCCGUUGUCCUCGGUGGAAGCGUGUUCAGUUCAGCUCCUUCGCAGGCUGUGCCUUCCGACGAUACCGACUCCGCCUUGCUCCAACCUGCAUCUAGGGGCGGCAUCGAUCUCCUUGGCUUCGAUGCUGUCGAACAGGCGCCUGAAUUGAUCAGUCGAAGAGCGGCCCAGCUCAAUGCGCGGCAGCUAAGCGGAGACAACAAAGCUUUCCCUCCUCCGCCCACAAAAGGAGGUAUCUGGAAGAAGGGCUACGCACAUGCCAAGAGCCUGGUGAGUAGCGGGUCGUUCGUCCAAGUCACUGAAGUGCUCCCUUCCCAAUGAGUCGGCGCUUACAUGCUCGAUUAAUCUUCCUUGUAGGUUCAUCAAAUGACUAUCGAAGAAGUUGUAAACGUCACGACUGGAUAUUCCGGAACAUGCGUCGGCUUCUCUGGAGAAGUACCUCGCCUGGGACUCAAAGCUGCGUGCCUGCAGGAUGGGCCCAUCGGUCCUCGUCGUGAGUUGUGCUUACAGCACACACCACUCCUCGCCACGCCGCAUUCACUCGAGGCUUGACAUCUUUCUGCCACUUGCUCUUGCUGCAGCUGUGCGUCGCGUCAGUCAAUUUCCUGCCGCCAUCACCACUUCCGCAACCUGGGACCGCUCCCUAUUUUACGCUCGCGGGGAGGCAAUGGGUAGACAGUUCAAAGCGAAAGGCGUCGACAUGGCUCUUUCACCCGUCACUGGAGGUCCAAUCGGUCGAAGCCCAUUGUCCGGUCGCAUCUUCGAAGGUUUCGGCCCCGACGUCUAUCUGCAUGGUGCUGCAAGCUACGAGACUGUCAUCGGCUUGCAGAAGAAUGGACUGAUGGCCUGCUCGAAGCACUGGAUAGCGUACGAGCAAGAGACGUUCAGAAACCAGUACAACAACACUGAACCGUACUCCGUCUUUCCGAAGAACGAGCAAAGUCCAAUCGACAGCGUGCUCGAUGACAGAACCACUCACCAGCUCUACAUGUGGCCUUUCGCUGAGGCUGUCAGGGCUGGCUCUGCGGCGGUGAUGUGCAGCUACAAUGAGGUCAACGGAAGUCAUGCGUGCGGCAAUGCUCAGAUCCUCAACGGCCUACUCAAGACCGAGCUGGCGUUUGCCGGACCUGUCGUCAGCGAUUGGGGAGGCACAUGGGACAACAUCAAUAGCUGGCCAAAUGGUCUCGACGUCACCAUGCCCGGCUCGGCGUACGACGGUCAAUUCGGAUACUUUGGAGGCAGCGGACUUAUCGACGCGGUGAAGAAUAGCACCAUCCCCAUGGAUCGCGUCAAGGACGCCGCUGUGCGACUCUUGACUCCUUGGUUCGACCAUCAAGGCAACAACCUGACUUGGCCCGAAGUCAGCUUCGACGUCAGAGACUUGACGGUGCCGACCAAGGGCGUCCGCAAACCAAGCGAUGCUGACCUGAUCAGAAGGAUCGGUGAAGAGAGCAUUACCUUGCUGAAGAACGUCAAGAGCACGAACGAUUCCAGAGGCUUGCCGCUCAAGGAUCCGAACGAGCUCAGCUCCAUCGCCAUUCUGGGCCAGGACUCAUCUGCCAACCCUUCGGGCUGGACUGCCUGUCUCCCUGACGGAGGAAAGUGCCCCACGCCCUACAACAACGGUACACUACCUGCAGGAGGUGGUUCUGGAUGGGCUAACCCCAGCUACGUCAUCGACCUCUACGCUUCCAUGCAGCACCAUGCUCGCAGUGCAGCUUACGACGUCAACCAUGACAAUUCAAGAGGCUCGGCAGAUCUGACCAACUUUAGAAAUCAAGCCAACGUAUCCGAAGUUGCUGUGGUUAGCGUCAGUGCCUGGACGAGCGAGGGCUACGACAGGGCCAAUCUCACGCUAAGUGGAGAGGGUGAAGAACUCAUCAAAGCAGCGGCCGAGAUGAACAACAACACCAUCGUGGUGAUUCACGCGCCUGGGCCUCUGCUGAUGGAAGACUGGAUCGUAAGUCAGGAGCUGAUGCUGCGUGUUGCAAUCUCGCCGCUGACGCGCUCGCCUUGCUGCACCCUAGGAUCACCCUAACGUCACCGCUGUUCUCUUCGCGUACUAUCCUGGAGAGGCUGGCGGCUCUUCCAUUCCACCCAUCCUGUUCGGUGACAAGUCUCCAUCGGGCAAGCUACCUUUCACCAUCGGCAAGGCCCUGGAAGACUACCUACCUAAGAGCAUCGUUGACGAUCACGUCGUCGACCCCGUCUCCAACUUCACCGAAGGCAUCCUCGGCGGUGAUUAUGCAUGGUUCGAGCACACCAACCACACACCACGCUAUCCCUUUGGCCACGGGCUAAGCUACGCCAACUUCAGCUUCUCAAACCUCGACGUGCAGGCCAAGCAUGCUGCUGACAACACGUCCAUUGCACCAACCAACGAGCGUUGGUCUUCCGAGCUGGGAGCGCAGAGCGAAUCACUUUACGAUCAGCUCCUCCUACUCACUGUGGACAUCACCAACACCGCAUCGAAGUCUAAUCUGGGCUACUCCGGACCGGCUGCCGAGGUAGCGCAGCUCUACGUGUCAUGGCCUGAGGAGUCGAGCGACAACCCAAGAGCUCUGAGGGGUUUUGAAAAGGUGUGGCUGGAUGCUGGAGAGAGCAAGACCGCUUCGUUCUCAGUGCGCAGAAAGGAUCUCAGCUCCUGGGACACCGAAAAGCAAGAGGUGAGUCAAGUAGUGAUUGUCCAGACUCGUUGUACGGUCUCAUUGACGCCAUAAGUAUCGCUUGUACGUUCGUGACAGUGGCAACUAUCCAGCGGCAAAUACACCUUCAAGGUUGGAUCAUCCAGCUCAGACCUGCGCAGCACCGCAAGCUACUCAUUUUAA
Molecule: messenger RNA, 2858 nt
Organism: Ceraceosorus bombacis
Lineage: Eukaryota; Fungi; Basidiomycota; Exobasidiomycetes; Ceraceosorales; Ceraceosoraceae
Source: the annotation of a GenBank genome assembly